Messenger RNA from Centropristis striata (black sea bass), 4699 nucleotides. RefSeq names its product G protein-coupled receptor 37b (gene gpr37b). The coding region runs from base 477 to 2396 and encodes 639 amino acids. Gene Ontology annotation, molecular function: prosaposin receptor activity; G protein-coupled peptide receptor activity. The transcript is spliced from 2 exons. Gene Ontology annotation, biological process: adenylate cyclase-inhibiting G protein-coupled receptor signaling pathway; positive regulation of MAPK cascade. The record is from RefSeq and is a predicted model, not a curated record. Gene Ontology annotation, cellular component: signaling receptor complex; plasma membrane. NCBI's taxonomy places the organism in Eukaryota, Metazoa, Chordata, Actinopteri, Perciformes, Serranidae.
AACCUAGUGGGCUUUACCCGGACUGCACCGCAUUGCCGCUGCUGCUGCUGCUGCUGCCAGCCGACCCAGCCCACUAAACUAACGCACCAACAUACAGAGAGCAGAAGGGAGGGAAUCUGCUCUUUUUAGAUGCUGUUAAACACAGCUGGAAACUGGAUGCUGUGUGGAUUGUGUGGCUGGAUAUGCAGCAAUCCCAUCUUCACCUCUCUUUGCCUCUUUCUCUCUGGAUCCGGACUCUGAUUCGCUGUCCUGCUCGCUAAUGUCAACACUUCUUAAACGGGAGUGACUCCGGGAGAUUUGGAGAUUACUGCAUAGCGCAAGACAAGAAAAUUAGGAUAUAAGUUUGUGCACAGCUCACGUCAUGAAUGUAACAGCUUACUUGUAACCGUGAGCUCCCCACUGUGCUGCUUCCAACAUGGGUGUUGACUGAAUGGAGGAGUCUCCCCGCGCUGCAACAGAGAUAUGAAGAUGCACUUAUGAGGAUUAAAACUGCGCUCAAUAAUUCCUGGACCAUGCAGAUUCUGCCACCUAGGACGUUAUUUGUGUUAUUAGCCCAUGCACAUGUUUUAUUAUCUGUGAGAAAUAAUGGUGAAGUACGAGUUAAAGAGGACAGCAACACCAGCACAUACUCUGCAAGGACUUUCCACGGGUCACUCCGGGAGAGUCACCAAAACAAAGCCUGGGAUCGUGCGCUCUCGCCGGGGUACGCCACAGGUGCGUCCUCGGCGGAGAUGCAGGCGCAGCGGGCAAUUAUCCGAGGGGCCCUUAACUCCACUACUCAUCCCUGGAAGAGGGUAAUUGCUGGAGAAACGAGGCGAAUUGGACACAACAAACGCGACUUCACUAGGACUGUGACACCCGUGGAGGAUCCCAACGCUGUCUCACAUUGGGACCCGACGCGCCACCACAAUAAGAGGAUAAAGUUGAAUGGCGGUCUUAGUAGUACGGGGACGCCAGCAGGUGGACACUACAAUGCGGCUAAGCUCUCUUCAAUGGGCCGGGGAGACGAAGGAGGGGGACCCGAGGAGGGCGACAGGCACAAGAGAGGCACAAAAGACGAGCAGAAGAAAGCCACGAAGAGGGGGAGAAACCGGCUGAACAAAAGCUCAGGGGUUUUGGCUCAGCCUCACGCGUCGCCGUGGGAACCCAUCCCCAAGCCGGUGGCCCUCACCUCCACCGACCUGCCCUUUGACCUCUUCACCAGGAGGAACGAGUUCUUCACUUUCAGAGAGGAGAACCCCUGGGACGCCACGCCGAUCACCCCUCCCAGCUCGCACGAUUUCGGGGACGAGAUCAAGAACCCCUUUUACCCGGUGACAAGCGAGACUUAUGGCGCGUACGCGAUCACAUGCGUCUCCGGGGUUAUUUUCUUGGUGGGGAUAGCGGGCAACAUUGCCAUCCUGUGCAUCGUGUGCCAGAACUACUACAUGAAGAGCAUCUCCAACUCACUGCUGGCCAAUUUGGCUGUCUGGGAUUUUGUGCUCAUCUUCUUCUGCUUGCCCAUGGUGGUUUUUCAUGAGCUGACAAAGUCCUGGCUGCUGGGGGAAUUCACCUGCAAAGUGGUGCCCUAUGUGGAGGUGGCCUCCCUCGGUGUGACUACCUUCACCCUGUGCGCUCUGUGCAUCGACCGCUUCCGUGCAGCCACCAAUGUCCAGAUGUACUACGAAAUGAUUGAGAACUGCACCUCCACUACCGCUAAGCUAGCUGUCAUCUGGAUCGGUGCCCUCCUAUUGGCCCUCCCAGAGCUCCUCAUCAGACAGCUGGUGAUAGAGGACACAGGAAUCCCAGAUGAGCCUCCUGUUGAACGCUGUACUAUCAGGAUAUCCACCUCGCUCCCCGACAUGCUCUACGUGCUGGGUCUGACCUACCAGGGCGCUCGACUUUGGUGGUGCUUCGGCUGCUACUUUUGCCUCCCGACCCUCUUCACCAUUGGGUGCUCUUUGGUGACGGCCCGCAAGAUCCGGCGUGCGGAGCAGGCCAGCGUUCGCAGCAACAAGAAGCAGAUCCGGUUGGAGAGCCAGAUGAACUGCACCGUCGUGGCGCUGGCGAUCGUCUACGGUGCGUGCGUGGUGCCCGAGAACAUCUGCAACAUCGUUUCUGCGUACAUGGCGGCCGGUGUUCCUGAGCACACCAUGUCUGUCCUCCAUCUUCUCUCCCAGCUGCUGCUCUUCUGUCGGGCCGCUGUGACGCCGGCGCUGCUGCUGCUCCUGUGUCGCCCGCUGGGCAGGGCCUUCCUGGACUGCUGCUGUUGCUGCUGCUGCUGUAACCACGCGCCCUCCUCGGCCACCGCCAGCGACGAUAAUGAACACGAGUGUACCACCGAGCUGGAGCUGUCGCCGUUCAGCACCAUCCGCAGGGAGCUCAGUAACUACACACCUGCAGGCUCCAACUGCUAAACUGACAUUCCUCAUCAGGGAUGGAGAUUUCACUAGCCUGCCAUUCGCCUUUGGCAGACUCGGCUAGGAGAGAUAUGCCUUACCUAGUCACAUUUUUAAAUGGGUGCAUGAAUGAAGUCGGACACUGAAUAAUCACCAGUGUCCUACGUCGUCAACUUUCAUUCCUUACAAUAAUUCUGUACAUUUACAGUAACUGUAUAACCCUAAUUUCCCAGGAAAGCUAACAAAAUUGUCUCUCACUCAUGCCCUGGGGUGCUCUUAAAACAGGGUCAGUACAUAUUUUUAUCAAUCCUGCCUGAAACCUUUAAAACUUACAAACCUCCCUGCUGUAGACCUUGUAUGCCUAAAUAUCUUUGGACAGCUGGGAUGGCCUCUGAACCUGUCUGAUGUCCAGUUCCUCACAAGAGUUUGGAUCAGGUGGAUUCUUUUAGAUUCUGAAGCAGGAAAACAUGUUCCCCCACAGGUCUCAUGAUGUAAGUGGCAGGUAAAGGUAAUAGUAUUUAGACUGUACAAUGUACAUAGGGAAAUAUACAGAAAAAAUCACAAUGUGUUCUGUUAAAAAUGAAUGAAACAGUUUCUGAUAAUAAGUGUAUUCGGCCCCCAUAAAUAAUAUUUAUGUAUGGGAAACUAUCUAAAGGGAGACAUAAUUAAUGCCAAUCACCUUCUAAAUGUGUCACUGUUGAAAUUAUGGGCUAAUUAAUCACAGAGUGCAACCUUGUAUUAUAACUCAAAUACAGCAUCCAGCAAAACAUGUGGGCUGACACUGCCUAUAGAAAUACAUGACUGGAUUUACAGUCAUCAGCUGUAAAUGUACAGUUCGUGUAAUGCUGCACACACGGGAACAAGGCUUACGAUAAUUAAACUAGCGCAGGGCGUCUCUGCAGUGAUGACAGUUUGCCAGAGGAAACCACAGAGGGGAGAGCGGAUUUGAGGAUCCAAAUGUACACAACAACACUUACACUGUAUAUUGAAAAAUAUCCAGGUGACUCAAACACAACUGGGCUGGUCUCAGAGAUACACAACCAAGGACUCAAGUGGAAUUAAAAGGUUCGGAAUGGACUAAUUGAAAUCCAAUUAGAGUUGAAUGGAGCGGAAUGGAAUUGGAUGAACCACUACAGAUUAAAUGGAACGGAGUGAAUAUGAAAAGUGAUGGAACAUAGCAGCGUGGAGUAUAAUUGAAAGGGAUGGACUCAGCGUGGACUGGACUGAUCAUAAAUAUCUGCACUACACUGUUGUAUCAUGUUACGCCUUACACUUUGGGCUGUAUAUAUACUGUACACUUUCUUUGGUGCUCUUAUGAUGAAUGCACUGUAAACAACAAAUCCAUCGGGUCGACUUAGAAUCGCAAGUAAUUGAGCUGCGCACUACCUUUUUGGUCAAGAAGACAGAUUACAGUUGUCUGUGGGUUACAUAAGCAAAAGUGGGGUAAAAGAAAAAUAAAAAAAUCAAUGUGGGAGCUUCACGGAGCUGCCAUGUAGACCUUUUGGAGAGAUCGCCUUAAUCUUUGAGAAGAAAUACUGCCUUUAGUGCCGGUUGUUAAAAAAAGUAAGGUAGCACUUUAUUUCACAGUACAGCAAUUACUCAGUGUUUGGGAAUUAAUGUAUGAAAAGAUAAUUACUAAAGAUGCAAUAAUUAACUAGAAUCCACAUAUUUUUAAAUAUGACAUUGGUACAAAAAUAUAAUUACGGGUGGUUAAUUAUUGUGUAACAUAUUAACAGGGACAGCAAUUAGCAAUCAUUUACUAGGUAAUUACAACACAUUAUUAAAUUAUUCUGACAAAAAAGUGCCAAUACUGCUUAAUAACAGUGUAAAUACAACUGCUGGACUUUAAUUUUCAAAUGUAUAGUAAAUACAAAGUAGCUGUUUCAUGUUUCUAAUUAUCUAUUUACAAUUCCUGAACUGGAAAAUGAAGUGCUACCACUAGUGGGUAACUUAUCUUGAAGGCAAAGCUGAUUGAAAAAACCCUCCCCGAACAGUGAUUGUCCAAUCACAACUUAGCAAUCAUCUGGUGAGGAGGCCAAAGUUGCAUUUACACACGCCUCAGAUUUUCCCAUUUCCUGAGUUGGAAAGACGUUCUUCCAACUUUGGUGUGUUCAUGAACUUUAAGUCUUAAUGUAGAAACAACAUGGACACUACUAAAUGCUUUAAUCUUGUUCAUUCCCUCAAAAUACAAAAAUAGUAUGGCUUUACCUGGUGUGCUAUCAAGGUUAAUGCUAACAAAUAGCUUUUCUAACUAUUCUAGGCCACCCAGCUAACAGCUGGACAGCUAAUGGCUACAACCGAAUACUAUAUUACUAAUUAAA